UUUGUAUGGCUUUCGUUUAAUGAAACAAAGUAGCUCGUAGUGCUGGUAUAAUGUACAGGCAUUUUGAGACCGUAUUAAGUCCAAGUUACAUUCCACUUAAAAAACCAUUUUGCAAGUAUUUACUGACGUGAAUCAAGGAUUUUUCUUAACACGUAAGCAUUUACCUUUUAGCGAGUAAGAAAAUAAACUAUGUAAGAACAUGUAAAUUGGUUGUGGUGUGCUUCUACAAUUGUAAAGAAAAAAUCAAACCGUUAAGAGCUAGAGAAAUGAGACAAAAGUGCUACUGACCUGCUUUGUCCUCUUAUACUCAAUACACAAAAAAUGAUUUUGUCUUAGAGACUGAUAUAAUUUUAAAUCCUGAGAGAAUGGUAAAAGAAUUAACCACAGCAAUCUCCUAUUACUUUUUUGUUGUGUAUAUAAUUUAUGACUGUUUACUGCAUGCAUCUACUGUAUUUUUAUGUUGGUCAUUCCUAUAUCACAAUGCUAAAUAUCUUGGAAAAUAUUGUUUAUAAGACCACCAUUUUGUUAGCAAUCCAGUUAACAAUUUAAAUUCUUAUAUAUAUUUUUAGAUAAUGCUAAUCAAUAUAUACAAUCAUGCCUUGGUAUUUCCCCUGGUCUGAAUCAAUAAAGAAGCGUGCCUGUCGCUAUUUGUUACAGCAUUAUCUGGGAGAUUUUUUGAAAGAGAAGCUCGACCUUGACCAAUUGACCGUUGAUUUAUAUCAUGGCAAAGGAACGGUUACGAAUAUUCCACUUGAUGUUUGGGCGUUAAAUGAGAUGAUGUCCAAUGCAGGCAUUCCUCUGGAAAUGGUUGAUGGUUUUAUUUCCAGUAUCUCAGUAUCUGUUCCUUGGAAAGCACUGCUGAAUGACAGCUGUGAAAUUGAGAUACAUGGACUACAACUAACAUUCACGCCAAAGCAGAAGGUAGAAGAAGGAAGUAUGCUGGACAGUACCUAUUCAUGGAACUCCAUGAGUAUGACCACUAGUAUUCAGUUGGCACAAGAAUGCCUACGUCAAGAAGCUGCAACCAGUGGCGAUGAAAAUGCUGAUGCAGGACAAUCAUUUGAGGGAUUGGAAGCAUUUGCACAAACUAUUGAAUCUGUAUUAGCUCGUGUGAGACUAUCGUUUGCUGAUAUACUUGUUCGAAUGGAGCAUAUGCCGAUGGAUUCAAAAACUGGAGUUGGGAUUGAAUUACACAUUGAUCGUAUGGAUUACUGGGACCUUUCUCAUGAAGAAGUUGGGGAAGAAAAUGCACCACAACAUAGUGUUUAUGAGCCAGUUGCAGUGGCGAUCAAAAACUUUCAAAUGAAAGGAAUAAACUUGUUUAUAGAUGAAUUUCCAAAACAUAAAAGGACCCGUUUGAGAGAAACAUUACCUGACGAGAAUUUAGAUGAAUAUACAAUCAAUCAGUUUUCUCAUGUGGGGGAAGAUUUUUAUAAAUACUCAACAAAGGAGAGGAAAGGAAGUGAGAAGGAUGAUAUGCCAGGCUUACUACAGAAAGACAAGAUUUUAUCAUCUUAUGGUAAACAAAAUGUUAAGGUUAAACUGAAACAAAGUGAAGCGUUGCCUGGGCCUAAGGUAGACGUUGAUUACUCACUAGCAGGAUUAAAUAUAUUUUUGACACCUCGUCAACUCCAUCUUCUUGUUGAUGCUGUUUCUGCUAUCCCAGAAGCAGGACCACCCCAGGGAGAAGUCUCAGAGUCAGCAGGUUCUUCACGUAGAACAAGAAUGCGCGAAAUGAAAUCUGAAGAUUAUAUGAAGGUUGAAGAAUCAUUACAAAGUCAAUUUCAUGGAACGGAAACGCAGAACUGGAAGCAAGCGCUGAACAGUUUGCAGUCUGAUGCCACCAACACAAACAGUUUAGCAAAUCAAUCUACUGCAAGCGAGGAAGAAUUCUUUUCAAUGUCAGAUUUCCCCUUACCAGCUUUAGGGCAACCAACACUAUUAAGUACUGUAAAACAACAUAAUCUUUCAUUUAAUGUCAAUGACCCAAAUUCGUUCUCACCUACUUCACCACGAUCUACAUUAAGUAACAUUAGUUUGGGUGGAAGCAGCAGCUCUUUAAGCACAAAAGGGACAUUAACAGAAAGAGCAAGUACUGUAUUCCGUGCAUCUUCAGUUGGAUCAUCAGGUUCAAGAUUCACACAUGGUUUCUCUUCACCCCCUACCAAUGUUGGUCUGGCAGGAAUUAGCACUUUGGAUGAUUCCAUGAACACAACACAUGUUAAAUUAAGAUCCAGCAAUAUAGUCUUAGUACUCCUUCACCGCGAUCCUUUAAUAUCGCAGCAUGAAGUCAGUGACAGCUCCAUGGAAUAUUGUUUGGAAGAAAUGUCCUCAUUGUUUUUUUCACAUUUGGAAAAGUUUUCUAUGCAUAGUUUGUUUGGGCUAAGUGGAGAGGAUUUUCGUGACAGUUUGCUUACAACAUGCUGUUAUGAUCAUAUCAGAAUUCUAGCCUCUGCAGUUACAUUGGAGAUGGAACAAAAAAUUAUAUCAGGCUCAAAAUCUCUAACAACGGACAUGAUUGUAGGGAAACUUGCUGUUGAUGAAAAUCUGUAUGACACAGUCAAUAAAAUUGAGAAAAAGACAAAGAUACCCUAUUCCCAAACUAAACUACUUCAGUUCAAGUUACAAGAAGAUUCUCCAUUAUAUCCUGGUAUGUUUGGUGCAAAUUUGUCGCCCUGUGUGAAAGUUAAGAUGUUUAAGACCCAAAGAGCUGGUUCAACAGGAGUUCAGUCGAGGUCAACAUUGCCACCGAAAUCCUCUGUGACAGUUGAAUUGGGUGUUUUAGAUGCAGAAAUUGAUUUGACAAUGAUAGAUCGUAUUGUUGCCUUAUUGCAUCCUGGUCCAUUGUACAAAAUGAAUAAUACAAAACACACCAACAUAAAUAACAUGUACGCUUCGUUGGCUACUGGUCAAUCGGCUAAUCAACAAACAGCUUUUCGACAAGUUAUGGAUGACAGUCCUAUGAUAGGAGAAUAUAAAACAGAUUUUUCUGUUCAGUGUUCAAAUGCUACCUUGCUAAUAAGAUUCCCAGUUCCAGACCUUCGACCCUCCAGUGAUAUUAACAAGAGGCCAUGGUGGCAUAAAGCUGUGCACAAGGAGAAUUUAAAAGUUGACAUUUCCUCUUUCGAGUUGAAAACCUCACUACAUGCAAUCCAAACCUCAUUUACUUAUGAUAUAACUUUUAAAAAAGCAAGAGCAUUCUUUCUGGUGCAAGGUAAUUAUUAUCAUUUAUUUGACAUUGGCAUGGAGGAUGGAGACAAAAAUUCAAUGGGUAUUGACAUGCCAAGAAUACUAAUCACUUCCUGUCAGCCAGUCAAUUCAGUAUUUGAAAAUGACGUCUCUAAAGAUUCAUCGCCUGACUCCAUUGAAAGUGAAUAUCCAUGGAUGAAAAGCGAACCAUCACCAUUUGCAACACAACAAACAAUGUAUGAGAAUGAAGAGAUGGUGUUACCAGGAUCAGUAGCAGAGAUGAAUGCUUUUCAAGAAUUUGCAACAAUGAACUCAAAAUUUACUAUCAACUGUUAUGUUCCAUACGUUCAAAUGAACUUGCACACUAAUGACAUUUUUGAGCUUGUUUACAACAGGUUUUUCGGAGAUCUAAUGAUGUGGGAAUCACUUGCUCCAUCCCCUGUUGACUUUAAUACUAAACAAAUGAAUCCAUAUGAAAGCGUACAUAUCAAUCUAGCUAGCCAUAUUGGCCAACUUGACAAUGGUGGCGAUAAAUUUUUUAUGUGUCGUUCAGCAAUACGAGAUGCGUUUGAUUCUCAUUCAAAUGACACAAGUUUCUUUUCUGCUGAUUACACAGACAGUCCGCAAAAACAUCAUGAACAAACAAAUCUGUGUUUUUCUUUACACAUUGAUAAAGGAGAAAUUGCGUUGUUUCCUCCUGCGAAGGAUUCAUCCUCUGAUAUGUCUUCAUCUACUCCAACCGAUACAUCUUGCACAAAUGUUAAUGCGAUAAAAGAAGUUGGACAUGUUGUAUUGAAUGUGAAAAAUGGGCAUUUUUUUAUCGCCUCUGGUUAUAAAGGCCAAUCAAAUACAGACUUUAUGGAAUUAUACUCGAAUGAAGUUGAGCUAUUCCAUAGUAACUAUGUGAACGACUCGAUUAAUAUAAAUAUUAUGGCAGAUGCAUUAAAUACUAGUGACUUAUUAAACACAAUACAUCCUUCUGAUGAUAAUGUAAGCUCAAAAUGUAAAGGGGCUAUGGGUGCUGGCACAGAAAAUCUAGCCAUGCUGUCAUUGGCUUUGAAGAGUACAUCACAACCCUCUUCUAAAACUAAGGAUAAUAAAUUAGCAGUAGCUCUUCGAGGUGGUACUCUAAACCAUGUGAUUAAGCCUUCAGGACAGAGUUGGCUGUUACAGCUAAUGAAUUUUAUGAGUAUCGAAGACUACCCUAUCCUUGGAUACACAUUUCCAUCCACUAUCACUGGACUGCAUUUGCAUUUAUGGGGGUGUGCGGUUGAUUACAGACCCAUCAAUCUUCCCGUACAUUCAUUGCUGACAGUUGAAAUGUUCAGUUUGUCCAGCAACUUGAUACCAAUGUCAAAAACAUCUAUUCUAAGAUUUCUGAUAGAAGACUCCACAUUCUAUAUCUGUGACAAAACGACUGAUGACGUUAACACGUCCAGCUACAUUCCUGUCAUGGAUAUGGCAAUGUUUGAGUUGACACUGAAGCUUACCGAUGGGUUGGACACCCGUCAACCUGUCUUUGAUCUUGCCAUGUCAAAUAAUAUGUUGAACAUUCGAACGUGUUCGGAUUCGUGCGUUGCAUUAAUGAAACUGAUCAAAUAUUUUGCUUCUGAUGGUGAUUUACAACUGGAUGGCUGUGUGUCAGAUACAACCUCGGAAGGAGAAGCGGAAUUAGAUACAACUUUACCUUCAACACCAGUUAUUGAUGGCCAGACCAUGGAUUCAAAUCAUAUUGAUGUACUGAUGGCAGACGCUAUGCUAGAUGACAACGAUGACAAAGUUGAUGGUAAGUUUGAAGGUACACUGAUUGAUGAAUGUUUUGAUGAUAUUGAAGAAGAUGAUCCAUCCAGUAGCGAUGAGUAUUGCUUCUUGGAUAACGACACACCAAAACAAAAUUCGGAUGAGCAUGAUCCUAUUGUUCGAAUGCUGACUGACAAAAAAAUAAACAUAAUUGAUGGUUAUUUUCAAAUACCGCUGGGUAAACAAGACCUAUUAGGUUCCCCAGACGACUACCCCCCUGCUGUGUACAGAUACACGAUUCGUGAAAUGUCACUAGUGUGGCAGAUGUAUGGUGGAAAUGACUUUCAAACAACGAGAACAAGGAGAACUAGCUCAACAUCGAGCCCUAAAGUCUCUUCAUCUCGCAAGUCUUCUUUAAGUUCACACCGAGCGACUUCUCCUAGUAAAGCUGACACGAAAUAUAAGGUGCACAGAGUGAAGGGCGGUGUUAACCGCGAUGUUAAUACGUUGAUGGAACUUCAGAUGAACAAGAUACGAUUUCAACACGAAGUAUACCCGGAAAAAAACAAACAAAUUUAUCGAGACGUCCUUUUAAUUUACGACCUUGAAAUACGUGAUCGGCUGGUGUCUUCACAACUCAACAAGUUCCUUUAUUGCUUUUCGUCUGAAAAUCUACCAAAACAGUCAAGCGCUAAUAUGGUGACCAUAAAGCUACUGGUUAGUAAGCCUGAAGACGAGGCUCGCUCUGAAGAAGCAUCGUUACGAGUUUCGCUACAACCUUUACGACUAAAUGUUGAUCAGGAGUCAUUGUUUUUCCUUAAAGACUUUUUCGCCGAGAUAUCCGGAAAUAAACCGACUCCCAAACCGGUAAAUCCGGAUCUUUCCACUUGUUUAUCUUCGUCACCUGGUAGAGAGCCGUUCCAAACUAUCUCCGAUUCUCCUGUGAUGUCAUCGCCUGUGAAAAACGAGAUGUUAAAGCAUUCGUCGUCUUCGGAAAGUUUAAAAUCGGAAAAAUCGGCCGCACUGUUUAUAAAAUCUUUUGUUUUUUCUCCAGAGGUUCCGAUAAGAUUGGAUUAUCAAGGCAAAUACAUAGCGAUUGAGCAGGGUACACUAGCCGGUCUGAUAAUUGGACUAUCGCAGUUAAACUGUUCAGAAUUACGACUAAAACGUCUAUGCUGUCGAAGCGGCUUGCUAGGCAUUGACAAACUUAUCUCCUACAUCCUUCAAGAAUGGUUGAACGAUAUCCGACAAAACCAGUUAAAGAGUAUACUUGGCGGUGUGGGUCCAACGUAUAGCUUGUUACAGCUGUUUCAAGGCGUGAAAGAUUUGUUCUGGAUGCCAGUACAGCAAUAUAGACAAGACGGGCGCAUCGUUCGUGGACUGCAACGAGGCGCCCAUUCAUUCAGUACGUCGACAGCUAUGGCUAUGUUGGAACUGUCAAAUCGCUUAGUCACCACCAUACAGAGUUUUGCUGAGCUGACGUUUGAUAUGGUGAGUCCAGGUCCAAGCCACGUGUCUGCUUUACAAACACGAAGUAGUGGUCAAGUUGCACAACCAGCUGAAAUGAGGGAAGGACUUGUUAACGCGUAUACUGUGCUCACUGAGGGUUUCUCACAAACGGCAUCAAACAUUGUUCGAGUUGCGACGGAAGAACACGAGAAAAAAGGUAUGACGGGUGCCGUGGGUGGCGUAUUAAGACAAAUACCACCCACGGUUGUCAAACCACUCAUACUUGCUACUGAAGCCACCUCAAAUGUGCUGGGCGGCGCAAUGAAUCAGCUUGCGCCUGAUAAAAGAAAAGAAGCUCUUGAGAAGUGGAGAACCGAAAACUCGUGAUCAGCUUGUACAAGUUUAAGUGUGUUGAUAACAAUGGUGUCGCAGAGAAACAAAAAUGUUAAGAUCAUCGACUUCACAUAUGAUGGCUAUUUUUUAGCGAGUGUUAAGUAGGCGGAAUUGUAUUCGACUUGGUGUCGAUGUAUGGAGUAUGAUCUCCCCAGCAUAAUACUAUCCCUUCUUAAAGUAUUACUUCCAAAGACAUGCGUAAAUUGCAAAUGCGUUUUCGCUGUAUGUACUAUUGUAAAUUGUGACCUGGCGCGUUUCAAAAUGAACUAAUUUUCACUCAAACUCUUGUCGUAAUAAUUUUGAAGUUGUCUAAAGUUAAUUGCGAAUUAAUUUUACGAUAUUACCAGAAAAAAAUCAUACUUGCGAGCUUGUACACAAUGAUACCGUGUCGGUAUUCUCAUAGUUGCGUGGUUACGAUGAUAACCACAUCAAUGAUUGCAAACAGCUGUGUUGCAAUACACCAAUCUCGCCCCAGGACCACUGCACCUACGACAUGCUGACGGAGCAGGUUUGUAUGCCAUUGGUGUAGAAUGGACCGGGAAUGGGGUUGUACAGUAAAUGUAUGUACGGUAAAUUUCUUAUAUUAAGUAAACGUUUUAUCGCAAAAAAGGUUUAUGUAAAUUUUUGUGUAUUUUGAUAAAUUUAUGUAUUAAAAUGUCGAAUUCUUUAAUAACAA
Hydractinia symbiolongicarpus is the source of this 7447-nucleotide messenger RNA. Its product is annotated as autophagy-related protein 2 homolog B-like. NCBI's taxonomy places the organism in Eukaryota, Metazoa, Cnidaria, Hydrozoa, Anthoathecata, Hydractiniidae. Gene Ontology annotation, biological process: autophagosome assembly; autophagy of mitochondrion; piecemeal microautophagy of the nucleus. The record is from RefSeq and is a predicted model, not a curated record. The transcript has 35 exons. Gene Ontology annotation, cellular component: extrinsic component of membrane; phagophore assembly site. Bases 595 to 6765 code for a protein of 2056 amino acids. Gene Ontology annotation, molecular function: phosphatidylinositol-3-phosphate binding.